CAGAUGCAAGUUCAUGUCCAGAAAGGGGCUCCGUAUUUAGCAUUAGAUGUGACUGACAUUGAAGAACUGAAAUUAUCCGAAGACCUACCAGUGCCAAAUAGAAAGAAUACCAAGAAAGUUGUUGGAAAAACUAAAACUAUGCUAGCCGAAGCCUGCCUGAAGGAUCAAGUAUUCUCAGAAUCUUCUUCGAGUAGAUCGAAGUCCUCUAGAAGCAGCAUAGUGGAAUUCAACUAUUAGACUAAAGACACGAGGAGGUGCUGAGAUCUAAAGAAAUGAACUUUACAUUUUUACGCC
Messenger RNA from Leptinotarsa decemlineata (Colorado potato beetle), 294 nucleotides. Its product is annotated as cilia- and flagella-associated protein 337. The record is from RefSeq and is a predicted model, not a curated record. Lineage: Eukaryota; Metazoa; Arthropoda; Insecta; Coleoptera; Chrysomelidae. Gene Ontology annotation, molecular function: protein binding.